This is a messenger RNA of Melopsittacus undulatus (budgerigar), 3142 nucleotides long. RefSeq names its product cortactin (gene CTTN). Gene Ontology annotation, cellular component: lamellipodium; site of polarized growth; actin filament. Bases 143 to 1576 code for a protein of 477 amino acids. Gene Ontology annotation, molecular function: actin filament binding. The record is from RefSeq and is a predicted model, not a curated record. Gene Ontology annotation, biological process: regulation of actin filament polymerization. Lineage: Eukaryota; Metazoa; Chordata; Aves; Psittaciformes; Psittaculidae. The transcript is spliced from 15 exons.
UGGAGCCGCCCCAACGUGUGCGGGAAGAGGAAGUGGGAGCUCGGGAGAAGCGGAAAUUGCAGCAGCCGCCGCCAGCCUGGGGAGCACCAGCUGGGAGCCAGGGCAGCAGCGGCCGCAGGAGGAGGUGGCACCGGGCGGCAGCAUGUGGAAGGCUACUGCAGGCCUCGCUGUUUGUAUCAACCAGGUUGACGGAACUGAUGACUGGGAGACGGAUCCUGAUUUUGUGAACGAUGUGAGUGAGAAAGAACAGCGCUGGGGGGCUAAAACUGUGAAAGGAUCCGGCCAUCAAGAGCACAUCAAUAUUCAUGAGCUGAGAGAGAAUGUAUUCCAAGAACACCAGAACCUCAAAGAGAAGGAGCUUGAAACAGGACCAAAAGCUUCCCAUGGCUAUGGAGGGAAAUUUGGUGUUGAACAAGAUCGCAUGGAUAAAUCAGCUGUUGGACACGAAUAUCAAGCCAAACUCUCUAAGCAUUGCUCCCAAGUGGAUUUGGUGAAAGGGUUUGGUGGCAAGUUUGGGGUGCAAACUGACAGAGUUGACCAGUCAGCUGUUGGAUUUGAAUAUCAGGGCAAAACCGAGAAGCAUGCCUCCCAAAGAGAUUAUGUAAAGGGGUUUGGAGGCAAGUUUGGUGUGCAGACAGACAGACAAGACAAAUGUGCACUUGGCUGGGAUCACCAGGAGAAAGUGCAGCUGCACGAAUCCCAGAUAGACUAUAAGAGUGGCUUCGGAGGGAAAUUUGGUGUACAGACAGAAAGGCAGGACCCAUCUGCUCUGGGGUUUGAUUACAAGGAGAAACUAGCCAAGCAUGAAUCUCAACAAGAUUAUGCAAAGGGAUUUGGUGGAAAGUAUGGAGUACAGAAAGAUCGGAUGGAUAAGAAUGCAGCAACUUUUGAAGAUAUUGAGAAACCAGCAUCAACUUAUCAGAAGACCAAGCCAAUAGAAGCUGUUGCUAACAAAACAAGCAGCAUCCGAGCUAACUUUGAAAACCUAGCCAAGGAAAAAGAGCAGGAAGACCGAAGGAAGGCAGAAGCUGAGAGAGCCCAAAGAAUGGCUAGAGAAAAACAAGAACAGGAAGAGGCUCGAAGGAAACUGGAGGAACAAGCUAAAGCCAAAAAACAAACUCCACCACCAUCUCCUGCCACGCAGCCAGCUGAGCAGAAGGCACCCUCAAGCCCAGUCUAUGAGGAUGCAGUUUCCUAUGAAGCAGAGCCUGCCUACAACAGCACCACAUAUUCAGCUGCACGUGAGCCAGAGCCCAGCUACAAAGCUGCAGAGUCAGACUACCAGGAAGCAGUGAGUAAGCGAGAGGCAGAAUACGAACCAGAGACUGUCUAUGAAGUGGCAGGGGCAGGAGAGCAUUACCAAGCAGAAGAAAAUGCUUAUGAUGAAUACGAAAAUGAACUUGGGAUUACAGCCAUAGCCCUUUAUGAUUAUCAAGCUGCGGGUGAUGAUGAGAUCUCCUUUGACCCAGAUGACAUCAUCACCAACAUAGAAAUGAUCGACGAUGGUUGGUGGAGGGGGGUCUGCAAAGGCCGCUAUGGGUUGUUCCCUGCCAACUAUGUGGAGCUGAGACAAUGAAGCCUCCUGUCUCCUGGUUAUGCCUUAAUUCCCCAGUCAAUAAAUCUGACUUAAUACACUACAAAUCAUGAUGCUUUUCUGAGGACGGAGGGGUAUAUACAUAUUGCUUUUAUAUUUAAUACUUUGCUGAUGCUUUUUAAGAUGUUUAUGCCACAGAAAUCGCUAAUAUAUUGUAACUACCAUGUUCUUCACUAAGGCUCUAAAAUGAUUUUCAUGCAUUUGGAAACAUCUCUCUGCCAAACUAGCAAUUGUCAUAGAAAGCCUUUGGAGGACAACUAGCCGUCUGUUGUAAUAGUGCAUGUUUUACUCAUAAGUGAGCAGAUUUACUUAGUGUUUAAGUCUAGUUAGUCUUCCACUAAAUGUUUUCAGCUAAGGAGAUCAUGGCUAUGCAGGUUAUUUGCAUUUCCCACUAUGGAGGAGUGGGGAGGACUGAGGAGGUGCAUAUUGUUUUCUUUUCCAGAUAGUGCUUGACAAAGCAAAGAGAAUGCUUGAAAUUUGCAGCUACUGGCAGUUAAUCAAAACCUGUCCAAUAUUUAUGGAAUAUUAAUGUUAGGAAGGAAACAGUCUGGUUACUUUUUCCUUCUCUUUUAAAGUGAAGUUCCUUGGCUUUUACACUGAUUUUUAUUAUUAGUGUUCCUGCUCCUCCUGUUCCUGUGAUCCCAGAGGAGGGCUGCAAACACUCUAGCACUGGUUACCCCAAAUUCCUUCACUUUGUGUUUUGGUUUCACCCUCCUCUUUCCCAGGAAGGCUUGGAAAAGUUCCUAUACAAGUGCUGAGAUGCUCAACGAGGGAAACUGGCAUCCAAAUCUGUGUGACCACCUGCAGGAGUAGCCUUGUUGCUUUAAGCAGGGGAAAAAGGCAGGAUGGAAUUGCUGUGUGCAGUGCAUCCUUUGCUCUUACAGGCAAUAGCCUGCUAUGCAGUAAUGACUUUUUAUGCAACCAUAUUUGAGUCAAGGAAUGUUAAUACAAAUAAUUAGGUUUAAACCCCAUAUAAAUUAAACCUUACAAGAGCCAACUCCACUUUUCCUGUGGUCAACACAAAUUUCCUGUAGUGUUCUACUGAAUACCAGAAUUAAACCUGUUCUUUGCCAAAACUGAAACUUGUCCUUCUAGAAAGUGACUUCACUGCAGAUUUAGGGUCCCUACCAAAGAUAGCAAGUUGCAUCUAAUAGCGCAUGUGUUCAGUGUAUGUAGUGUCUGUUUCCACCUUCUGAUCCAAAUGGGAAUGGCAGAACUGGUGCAGUAACUAAGAAAGAAUACAAAGAUUUGGACCAAGGGAAUCUAGAAGUCCUGUAUAAGAUGGUCAGAUGCAUAAUGUAAUAGGGAGAAGGCAUCACGUUGAACCAAUUCUUGGAUGGUCGGGACAAUCCAAAAUGAAUGUCGUGUGUGUCAUGAUUAUAUAUUUCUUUUCCUUCUCAUGGUCUCAUUUCCAUGUUGUAUUUGCGUUACUAUAGGGUUGGGUUUUCUAUGCAGUUUAUUUUAGCCAAUUUUGCCUAGAACACCUCAUAGGGAUAUGAUUUUUGUAAAUUAAAUAUUCAAUAAACUUUUGGAACCAUUUGCAUGGAA